Messenger RNA from Megachile rotundata (alfalfa leafcutting bee), 2069 nucleotides. RefSeq lists its product as uncharacterized. The record is from RefSeq and is a predicted model, not a curated record. Lineage: Eukaryota; Metazoa; Arthropoda; Insecta; Hymenoptera; Megachilidae.
CUUGCGCUAUCUGAUGUAGCAGAGAACUAAGUUCGUUCCCUACAAGCGCAAACAAGAUACAAAUUUUAGUUAUCUAUUACGUCGUGAGGUGAUAAAUGAGGCGAAGAAAGAUUUCAAAGUAUCAUAAAAUAAUUUCCUAACAAAUAUCGCAAAUCGACAAUGUAUAUUACAACGAAUAAUGAUUUUGUGGCAACAGACUUUAGAAUUUAUACUUUCUACAAUGAAAGAACUUGUUUUUGUUGGAACAAGAAUAAAUUCGUGAUAUUUCCGUAUAAGAACGAUAGUCGUGCGUCUGUCAAGGUUCUGACAGCACCAUCACCAAUAAAAACUUUACAAUGUUUUAAUGGCCGAAUCUUUGUAAUUUGCAUUCCACAAGGUGUUUAUAAACUUUCACGAGAUCUAGAAUUCUGUCUUUUAAGCACAAGUGCAAUUGAAAUGGGUACCAUGUUUUAUGAGGUAUUGGUACCAAGGGAUAAAUAUCUUUACUUGGAUAAUAAACAGAAAAUGGAAAGUAAGAGAUUGUUUCAACUUUCUUGCGAGAAAAUUGACUCAAAUAAACUAUGCGUUUAUAUAUUAAAUACAAAGAAUACUGCAGAAAAUUUUAUGAAGGCUUUAAUAAGCGAUGAUUUAAACGUAGAAAGUUUAUGCAUAAUUGGAGAAGAAAAGAAACUUUUUAUACUGAAAAAUGAAACUGCACAAAUAAUAUAUAACAGUGUUUAUGUUAUUAGGGAUAUAAUAUCUAUGCAAAAAGAUUCAGGAAUAGCUGGAUUAUUUCUUCUCACUAAUACAGAUGUUAUUAUUAUAAUGUAUUCAAAAAAUAACACACUUGUUUUUGAAAACAUUUGCUUAAGAACAAAAAUACAAACUAUUUGUAUUGGUUUUAGUCAGUCAUUUGAAAAUACAUUAUGGAUUGUUUACGCAGAUGAGUGUAAAGUAUAUUAUGCACAAAAGGAACUGUCAAGUGAUAAUGUCAAAUGCAUGAAAGUUCAGGAUAAUAAUAUUAAUUGUCUACAGUGUUAUGAUUCCAAGAUAAUUUUAGGUUUAACUGAAAAUAAUCAGUUAAUAGAGUUUCCAGUAGAUUCUGUAGAAAGGACAUUAUCAUUGGAUAACAACAUGUUUAAUGAUCUUCAUCCUGAUAUGUUAAAAGGUACAAAACUUAUAAUGGAUAAAAUUUAUAAAGGAACUCAAGAAUUAAAUGCUUUGAAUGAGAUAUUAACCAGAGAAAAAGAUAAGUUAAAAGUAAUAAAUUUAUAUGCUCUUGAACAGAAGAUCCGGCGGUAUCCAAAAAUUGUAACUGUAAAAGUAGCUAAUCAAUUCUUUUUAUCUACAAAUUUUCAAGAUUCACUACCAAAAGGUAGUUGGGUUGUUUUUAACGUAAAUUUAGAUUGUCAGAACUUGUUUUGUAUGAAAGCAGUAACAGAUCAAGAGACUACAAUCGAUGUUCAGGUACCUGAGGAUAAAACACUAAGCUUUUCGCAAGUCACAGUAGAUUUAAUUGCAUUGAAAGAGAAAGGAUAUCCUUGGUGCCUUAUAAGAAAUUACAUCAUCAACUCUGAUUGUGAGAAAAAUAAAAAAAGAAGGACAAGAUCAGAUAAGACUGAAUUUAUAAAUUCUCGAAUUGCAAUGCUUCAAAAUUAUAUACAAGAAAGAAAUGUUGACAUAAAACAAUUAUCCGAAAUUAAAAAACGUUUAAGAAAAGAAUUGAACGGCAUAUAAAAGUCAUUAAAAUAAAUAAAAAACACGUUAUUUAAUUUAUAGGUUUUUGAACUCUUUCUUAAUAGGUAAAGCGCGCGUAAGUAGCGCCAUCUACAUGCCUAUGAGUCGUCUUUGUGCAAUUUUCAAACUGCUGCCUUUGUGCAAUCUUUAAACAACCAUUUUUCUUUUUUGACAAUCGAUGAAAAUAACUAUACAGUAAAGAUUUUGACAAUCAUAAUACUGUCGUUUUGUUAAUUAGCUAGUUUUGUACAGUGAAUAAUUUUCGCAUACAUAUUGAAGAUCCUGCGUGUAAGGACAAGAGAAUAUCGCUCAAUUUGUAUAAAUAUAUUUUUAAUAAAUGUUUUUAUAAUUGA